AUGUUAGGUCAGUCUUGUUUCUUUUGCAUACUGAGUUUCGGUACAUUCAUUGGUACUUCAAGUUCAUUUGUCAAUCAAACGACGGCAACGGCUUCAUCUUGGAUGCAAAAUGCAACAAGUGACGUGAAAAAACUAGCUAACUAUAAACUUCAAGAUAAGUCCUUCGCCGUCAAGUAUAUGUCUGAAAUCGGUUCACGUUGUACUGAGGAUGGAUUCUUCCCUGAUAAGGAGGAUUGCCGGAAAUUCCACGUUUGUUCCAAUGGUAUACAAUCGAUUCGGCGGUGUAAGGAAGGCAUGUUAUGGGACGAGACGAAGAUUGGUUGCAAUAUGCAAAAUAGUACGAUGUGUACAGGCGGUCGAAAAAAAUGGCUCACAGACGAAAAUGGUAUAUCGAAAUCAUUCAAAGGCAAUUAUACGUGUCGAUCAGGUGCGAAUGGUUUAUUUGCUGAUCCAAGUUCAUGUUCGAUUUAUCAUCGGUGUGUGCUUGGUAUUCUACACUCAACGCAUUUUUGUAAUCCAGGUUUACACUUUUCUGCAAGUGCUAGUGGAUGCGUUUUGCCAAAAGACGCGGAGUGCGAAGGGCAAAUUGCUCCACCGUAUUCAUCUAUUGAAUGUGCUCUGGGUAGCUCAGGUUAUUUUCCUGAUCCGUACGAUUGUUCGGUAUUUCACUAUUGCGAUGGUGUGAGAAUUCAAAGUGAAGCAUUGCUGUGUUCUGCUGGUCGUGUAUGGAGCUCGCGAUUAGAAAACUGUGCUUGGCCACACGAGGUUCCUGAAUGUCACAAUUCUUGUCCACCAAAUUACUCUAGUCAAAUGCGUUUUUCGGAUCCCGUGGUAUGUUCAAAAUAUAUCCAAUGUGUGGAUGGAAGUUUACAGCCGCGAACGUGUUUAAAUAACUUUCUCUUCGAUCGUAUUACGAAAACAUGUAAACCGUAUGAGCAAGCUGAAUGUCAUGGCGAUAAGCCUGGUUCUCUUUCGACGGCUACGACUAGUGAUCCAUACAUUCCAUUUGACAUCUCAGAUAGCAAUCCGAUUUCAUCCGACGAAGUGAAUAAGAAACAACGAGUGAUUUCAUUCAGCUGUAUUGUUGAUGGUUAUUUUGGCGAUACACAGGAUUGCCGUGUUUAUCAUGUUUGUAUCGAUGGACGCGAUUAUCGUUCGAUUUGUGCGCCAGGUCUGCAUUGGGAAUCAUUGUUACGUUUGUGUAUGCCUGCACAUCUUGUUGGCUGUCAAAAUUCGAAAUCGAUUGAUUCAACAUCAGGCUCAGUAAAGAAAAACUGGUUCCAGCUAUUUACACGUCCAAUCAUGAAAUCCACAAUAGUAACAACGACGACAACAGCACCCGUGCCAAUCACAUCAAUGCUACCUUCGAUGUUCACUUGUGCCAGUCGUGUUAACGGUUACUAUCCCGAUCCAGUUCAUUGUCAUAAAUUUCAUUACUGUGGCACAGGUUGGCAUAGCGUGAUGGAAUGUGAUAAGGGUUUGGCCUAUUCGGCUCGAGACAACGAAUGUCUGCCUAUCGAAAUGGUUAACUGUAAUGUUGACAGAGCAAAAGCUCGUUGA
Messenger RNA from Adineta ricciae, 1560 nucleotides. Lineage: Eukaryota; Metazoa; Rotifera; Eurotatoria; Adinetida; Adinetidae. The record is from the annotation of a GenBank genome assembly.